AUGAAGUCCACCGCCAGAUGCUCAAAACCGACGAUGCCACGUCCAAGAACGUCUUCUGGGUCAUCGUUGACGCCUAGCCGAGAGCUGCUCAGAGAUUCCAUACGACACCAAGUGUCUUCGGAACCCUACGUCUACAUGUCGAGAGAGAAGACGUGGCAAGAGGCGACGCGUUUGGCUGCCAGUUUGGCUAAGACCAUCGCAAUAAACGUCAUCCACUUCCUGGAAUCGCAUCGCCAACAAAUAUGCGCAGGGAUAAGCGCCAAGACCGCCGGUCUCCGUCAGACUGCAUGA
Messenger RNA from Caenorhabditis briggsae, 291 nucleotides. NCBI's taxonomy places the organism in Eukaryota, Metazoa, Nematoda, Chromadorea, Rhabditida, Rhabditidae. The coding region runs from base 1 to 291 and encodes 96 amino acids. The record is from RefSeq and is a predicted model, not a curated record. The transcript has 4 exons.